AUGGUAGCAGCCGCGGGGACAGUGGGCCUAGUGGGGUUCGAUAAAUUUCCAUUCCCAGCACAGCGCUGGGUUUUCCAGAACGAUGCUCAAGUCCCAGACUCACCCUAUGGACUGUUUCCACAAGAGGGCGAUCCAUUCCAGUUCAUUCCCUGCACUGAUGCCAGUCGUCCACCGCCGUUGGAUGACCCAAAUCCGCGGCAAUCAUGGGCCACCCUCUUCGACGUCAAUCCUAAUCAUUGGAAUUGGGGAAGCACAGGCCGGGGCAUCUACCUGUGUGGAUAUUUAGAUCUCCCACUCGACUAUCACAACUCUUCCGACCAUCGCAUAGUCCGAAUUGCAGUUACCAAGUUCCAGGUCGCUGGUUUGGCUCAUGGGACCAGUAUGUUACCCAAGAGUUACAAGAGUGAGCGCACUAUCAUCAUAAACCCUGGAGGCCCGGGAGGAAGCGGCACAUCGUUCCUUUGGGAGACCGCGGAGGAGAUGACCAAUCGCUUCAGUGACGGACAGCUCGAUGUUCUAGGGUGGGACCCCCGCGGUGUUAAUUUCUCCCUUCCGGCUGCGGCAUGUUUCCCCCAAGACAAGUUCAGCGACCGGUGGUCACUCCUAGCACUGCGAUAUCGCGAAGAAGCGCCAAAGGCCCAACUGGAGGCUACGGAUGCCAUGAACAACGCCACAUUGUUUGCUUGCCAGCAACGGCUGGGAGACUUUGGUCGCUUCGUCAGCACAGCGUCGGUGGCACGCGACCUAGACGAGAUCCGAAAAGCACUCCAAGAAGAAGAAGUCACCGGAUACCUGGUUAGCUAUGGUACGGGGAUUGGUCAGACCUAUGUCAACAUGUUUCCCACCCGAGCGGGUCGCAUGAUUCUCGAUGGCACGGAAUAUGUCAGGGAUCAUCGUCUGCUGGGUGGCUUUGGCUGGACUGCUCUCGACAAUGCGACAGAUGCAUGGCGCGACGGCUUCUUAGGAGAGUGUAUAAACGCUGGUCCAAAGUGGUGUGCAUUGGCCAAGCCCGUUCCUAGCCAGAAUGGCCCAGUCACACUUGCACAGCUGGAAGCACGUAUGACUCAGCUAUUUGAGUCGCUCAAAGCUCGCCCACGAUCUGCGUACACAGAAUCAGCCGGUCCCUCUUUGAUCACGUACUCAGCGCUCGUGGAGAGGGUUCUCUAUCGCGCUAUGUAUAGACCAGAGGACUGGCCGGGUACAGCACAAAUGCUCUAUGAGCUCGAAGCAGGAAACGCGACUCUAGCAGCCAACUCCCUAGAUCUCUCGUGGAGCGACCAUUCCGCGAAGCCGUUAUAUCCCUAUUUCACAUCUUCCAGUGAACUCGAACUUCUCGUGAUCUGUUCCGAUAUGUAUGAUGCGCCUCUUCCCGACGGACUUGACUGGUGGGAUCAGUUGUGGGAGAAAAUGUCCGCCCAGAGCUGGAUAGCAGGCAACUCUCGCUUCUUUGCAGUUCUACCUUGUCGAUAUUAUAAUACCUACUGGAACCGUCCUUCAGAGGUGUAUCGCGGUGAUCUCAACAACACUCUCAAAACCCCCUCACUGCUUAUCGCUUCUCCGUAUGACCCUGCAACCCCGUUGCGCAAUGGAAGAAGGCUCUUAGCGGAGAUGGGCCAAAAUGCCCGGCUGGUUGUUAAUCAUGCUUAUGGGCACAGCUCAAGACGUGAUGUGUCGGACUGCACGGAUAAAGUGGCUAAAGCUUACAUUCUACAUGGCACUCUUCCUAGAGAACAGGAAAUCCAGUGCUAUGCCAAUGAAAAGCCUUAUUUUCAUGGUCUUGUUGGCGACGAAUGA
This is a messenger RNA of Penicillium digitatum Pd1, 1794 nucleotides long. RefSeq names its product Peptidase S33 tripeptidyl aminopeptidase-like, C-terminal. The record is from RefSeq and is a predicted model, not a curated record. Lineage: Eukaryota; Fungi; Ascomycota; Eurotiomycetes; Eurotiales; Aspergillaceae.